CUUGACUUGAAAGUCUACUCAUGGCACUGGAUUUAGUGGAAGAAGACCAGAGUAACAGGACUCUAUUUAACUUGUAUAGGAAUAAUUUACAGAACAGCAGUUUUUGAUAGAGCAAUUGGCUUUUACAGCUUAAAUCCUUUAAAGGUUUUGAAAAUGUUGGAUAUUUAUCUUGUGUUUGUGGUAAGUUUUAUGCAUUGGUUAUGCAUUAUGUUCUGGUCUAACUAUAUAAAGGCAACAAAGUAAUCAGUAUGGACACUGUUGUUUCUGAUUCUCCCAUAUGUAUUGUAUCUGGGGCUCUCCCAAGUACUUUGUAUAUACAACAGCAGUAGCUGCAGUCAAAGCUUGUAGAGACUUCAGAUGUUGCUGACCUGUUUCUUAAAUUGACAAACUGUAGUAACUAUUUUAUGGUUAUUACUGUUUCAUAAUACUUGAGCACAUUAGUUGUACAAAGUUUAAGGAAUAGAAGAGGUCUUUUAUAAGUAUUUUCUGAAACAACACAUCGCUAAUGUUUGUAUAUCAUGAUAGUAAUACUUUUUUCUUUCAUCUUGUGUUAGCUCUAUUUGGCAGUUACUUGAAAUAUUUUUUUCUUGAUAAAAUCUGAGCACCAAUAACAGUAAAUGGAUGCACAUACUAGAUAGAAUAGUUUAAAGAUGUUGAGGAGGGAGGGAGUAUUUCAGACAUAAAUGAUAAUUCUUUUGUCAGAUUUUUUUAUUAUAAGUUAGCUUUUACUUAAUACGACUGCUUAAAUUUUUAUUGGUGUAUUAAAACACCAAAGAAGUUUCAAAGAAAUUUCACAGUGGUUUUUAUCAAUUAUUACAAUUUGCUAAUUUUUAUUUACAAUACUUAAAAACUGAUAGGUAUGUCUGGGAGGAAAUGUCAGUCUAUCAUGGAGAAUGAGUGGCUGAACAUGUUCAACAGAAUGUAAGUGCAGAUUGUUCUAUGGCCCUGAUAUAAUGCAUUAAAUUUGUGUAUGUUCUGUGUUUAGGUUUAAUCUUAAAAAUGGAACAGUACACUUCAUACAUAGGAUGUGAGACUUCUAAAGUGCCUUUAUCUGAUAUUGCGCAGAGGAUUAUGACAGCUUUGCAGUCUAUUCCUGUAGGAGAAGUUCAGACUAGCAGAAAGAAUAACCAGAGUAUAGAGAAGACAAAGGAAAAUAAACUAGGUGAUAAGAAUGCACAUCUGAAAAAUGAAAAGGAGAUUCAUGAUUCCACAAUUUCUUUAUUAAAAACAUCUGUCAGCCCUGAAAAAAGUACUGCUGGUCAGAUAAUCAGGACAGUACAUAUUGAUGAAAUGCUUUGCUGUCAAGAUACCAAAAUAGUGAGCUGUUACCAGGAUUUAGACUUGACAACAUGGGGAUACAGAGAAAAAAAUCUGUCAGUAGAGGCAAAAAACCUGAAGGAUGGUGAAAAGAAUAAAGCUAAUCCCCUUAAAAGAAAGCAAAAUGUGCCUGUGUGUUCAGAGAAAACAAGAAGACCGUCUAUAAAGACCUACGCAUCUUCAUGUGAAAGAAGAUACAACUGUACUUCUGGAAAAACAGAGUCUCCUGAAAAUUGUCCUUAUGAUAUCACGAGUCUGGGAUGUGAAGAAAGAAGAGAAUUGCUUGCAACUAUAGAACAGGCAGUGGCUUUUGUAACUACUAUGAUAUUUCAAGAUGGUUCUUCACAGCUCAACUCGGAGCAGGUCCUAACCUCAUCAGUAAAAGGAGUUGUUGUGUUAGUGAAGAAUCAGACUGAUCUUCUUUGCCCUCCCAGCUACCUACCAACUGACUAUACUUGGAAUGCUGCUAAUGAAAAUGACAAAUUAAUUUAUUUAAAAGCUGAAUGGUCAUCUCUUUGGGAACAAGAACAGCAGGCUCACAAGAAAUUUGCUUGGCAAGUGUUGUUUCAAAUGCUACAUCGCAAAGUUCCGAUUGUUUGCUUCAAUGCAAAAGAUUUCCUGAGGACUGUACUUCAAAUUUUUGGUAAUGAAAUUAGCUGGAAACAAGUUGCUGAUAGUGUCGUGUUAGAUCCAAGGAUUGCAGCAUGGCUGAUAAACCCCAGCGACACAGUUCCCUCUUUUGAACGUUUAAUACAGAAGUAUUUUGAAAAGCCUUUUUCUAUGGGAAUUGUAAAUAGAGAUACCAGCACUUUGGGAAACACAUCAGAUCAAAACAUAGGUGUCAACUUGGAGAAGCUUUAUAAUGUGAUGAUGGACCUUGUUCAUGAUUUACAGGUUCAAGGUUUGUGGAAAUUAUUUUGCACAUUAGAGCUUCCACUUAUCAAAAUUCUGGCAGUGAUGGAAACACACAAAAUACAUGUGAACAAACAAGAACUGAAAAAAACAUCAGAGAUUCUGGGGUUGCGACUCAAAGAGCUUGAACAGGAAGCUCAUCAGGUUGCUGGAGAACGAUUCCUUUUGACCAGCAGCAGUCAACUCAGAGAGGUACUAUUUGAAAAGUUAAAACUGCAUGCACUGUGUGAGAAAGUUCACAGAACUGAAAUACAGCAACUUGUGUCCACCUCAGAAGUUGUGCUAAAUAAGUUGCAAGAUCUUCAUCCUUUGCCUAAAAUAAUUUUAGAAUACCGUCAGGUUCAUAAGAUGAAGUCAACUUAUGUGGAUGGACUACGAACGUGCAUGAGAAAGGGAUUUAUUUCCUCUACAUGGAAUCAGACAGGAACUGUGACUGGCAGACUUUCAGCCAAACAUCCAAAUAUUCAAGGUAUCUCUAAACAUCCAGUUAGAAUUACAAAAAAGCAGUACAUAAAAGGAAAAGAAGAGGAAAUUAUAACUAUUUCCCCAAGAACAUUGUUUGUUUCAAAACAAGGAUACACAUUUUUAGCAGCAGAUUUUUCCCAUAUUGAGUUAAGGAUCCUUGCUGAUUUGUCAUCUGAACCAGAACUUCUGAAACUGUUCCAAGAACCUGAAGACACUGAUAUCUUUUCCACACUGGCUUCUCAGUGGAAGGGGAUUCCAAGUGAACAAGUGAAACACGCUGAUAGAGAACAAGCAAAGCGUAUAGUUUAUUCAGUGGUUUAUGGAGCAGGUAAAGAACGUCUUGCUGACUGCCUGGGAAUUACUCCUCUUGAAGCCAGUCAAUUUAUAGAGAGUUUUAUGCAGAAAUACAAAAAAGUACAUGAAUUUACAAAGAAAACCAUUGAACAAUGCCGAAAUAAAGGUUAUGUGGUUUCCAUAAUGGGACGUAAAAGACCACUGCCUAAUAUCAAUGCACAGGAUUACAAACUACGCACUCAAGCGGAGAGACAGGCUGUCAAUUUUGUUGUUCAAGGAUCUGCAGCUGAUCUUUGUAAAAUGGCUAUGGUGGAGAUUUUUACCUCUGUUGUCAUUUCUCCGACUUUAACAGCCAGGUUAAUUGCCCAGAUUCAUGACGAGUUGUUGUUUGAAGUAGAAGAUUCUCAAAUCCAGGAAUUUUCAGUGCUGGUGAAAAGAACAAUGGAAUCCCUGCAGCAAACCACAGCCUUGGAAGUGCCACUAAAGGUUCCCUUAAAAGUGAUUCUUACCACUGGGAAAUCAUGGGGGUGUAUGACAGAAUUGCAGGAGAUGUAAAGCAGUCAUCGGGGAUGUUAUUCAGUACCCGUACACCUCAUUGGCCUAUGCUGAUUCCUCACUGAAUCACUAGGCAACAGCGCUGCUGGAUCUUUCAUAAGCACCUAAUACUCUGCAUGUGAAUUUUUUUACUUCAUUUUGUCUGUAGCCCUAGGCAACAGCAGUGAGAUAAAACUGGUUUUUACCAGUUCAUUGUGUUUCCUUUAGCCAAGGUAACCAGCAGGGAGCUGCUUUUGUUCAGAACUAAAUUACUACAUGUAAGAAAUGAAGCAAGACAAUAUUAACCCUUUGGGAACACGACAUAUAUUUGAGUUAGAUGGAUGUUUAGACUUUAAUGUUAAAUAUUUUGUGAAGUGCUUGUGUAAAAAUACUUCUAAUCUGACACUAUUUGAACUGCAUCAGCAAGUGCUUAACUGUUGUGUUCAGUUUAUUUUAUAUUUUGUGAGUAGAAGGCAGCUGCUUGGUUUGUAUCACUUAUUAAAUGUCACGUUACAUAGACUUAUAAAAAGAGUUCUUUGGAAAUGAAGAGUCUCCACUUUAUGAUUUUGGAGCAAAAUAGGUAAACAAAACUGGAUGCCUAAAUGUGUUAAAAAUAACCAGAUUGUUGUCAAUUAAAUUCAUUUCAAACUCAGUUUAUACACUGCAACCUUAGCAUACUUUAGAGGAAGUAUUGUAGUUUUGCACAAUCUAUUAUUUUUAUUACUGAUAUAAUGCUAAAUAUUGUUUAGAUAAAUUUUAGGAUUCAGCCUUAUACUUUUUAGGAUUCAGGCUUCUACUUUAAUGUUUGGCUUUGUUAUUGAUAUUUUGGUUUUCUGUAGAGUUUAUUCUUUAAAUUAAUUUGUUUCAUAACAUUACUGGUUGUCAAAUUCUACCUCUGUGCUUGUUGAAUAUGAAACUGUCCUGAAAGUCAACUAAUUAUUUAGAUGUCAAGCACAAAACUUUUAAGAGAUGUUCAGUAUCUUUCAGCAUCAGACCUCAAAUGAUCAAAGUAAUAUUGAUUUAGAUUUUUAAAGUGUAUAGUUACAGAGAUUUUGCAGCAGUUUUAAUUUGUAUCAUUAAACAAUUUUGCAUUGCACUUAAAGGCAUUAAACUA
Messenger RNA from Athene cunicularia (burrowing owl), 4636 nucleotides. It is a transcript of the gene POLN, whose product is annotated as DNA polymerase nu. The record is from RefSeq and is a predicted model, not a curated record. Gene Ontology annotation, molecular function: DNA-directed DNA polymerase activity; DNA binding. Gene Ontology annotation, biological process: DNA-templated DNA replication; double-strand break repair. The transcript has 24 exons. Bases 1000 to 3543 code for a protein of 847 amino acids. NCBI's taxonomy places the organism in Eukaryota, Metazoa, Chordata, Aves, Strigiformes, Strigidae.